Molecule: messenger RNA, 1736 nt
Organism: Seriola dumerili (greater amberjack)
Lineage: Eukaryota; Metazoa; Chordata; Actinopteri; Carangiformes; Carangidae
Gene: lmod2a
Product: leiomodin-2-like
Exons: 3
Coding region: 186-1715 (509 amino acids)
Biological process (GO): myofibril assembly; muscle contraction; pointed-end actin filament capping
Cellular component (GO): myofibril; striated muscle thin filament
Molecular function (GO): actin binding; tropomyosin binding
Source: RefSeq, a predicted model, not a curated record
CAGACACCCACAGCAUCCCUGAUCUGAGGGAAUCUGAUGGAGGACAAGCCAGUGAAGCAAAGCAGGAGAGAGAGAACAACUUAAGGAAGAUUUAAUCAAGUAUCCGAGGAGUAAAAGUGCAAAGAGAAGAGUUGAAGUUAGAGAUUUAAAAGCGUUUUGGAGAGUCCGGAAACCAGCACUGAACCAUGAGUACCUUGGGGUAUGGCAGGGAGCUGAAGAAGUACGAGGAGGUGGACGAAGACGAGCUGUUGGCCACGCUGUCCUCCGAGGAGCUCCAGGAGCUGGAGAGAGAGCUGGCCGACCUCGACCCCGACAACAACGUCCCCAUCGGCCUGAGGCAGAAAGACCAGACCGCCAAAACCCCGACGGGGAACUUUGACAGGGACGCUCUGCUGAAGUACUGGGAGGAGGAGAACAAGAAGCUGCAGGAGGACGAGAAGGUGGAGUCCAACGUUGUACAGGAAGGGCGGCCAGAUAAGAGCAGGGAGGAACGAGUGUCAGCGACCGGCAGCAACACCGGCAAGACUCUGGGCAGUGACAGGAAGAAGGUUUCAAAUAAGGAGAAGAAAGCACAGAGUGUUUCUGGGAAAAACGACGCAAAGGUAAACGAGGCAGAAAAGAAAGACGAGUGUAAAAAGGAAGCUCCGAUCAGGAGUAAAUGUCCCCAGAGGAACGGCGUCUCAAAAGGCUCGAGGAGUGAAGUGAGGAGGACUGAAACCACAGACCAAAACCUGAACACGACCUCUGACCGAGCGAGCGGCAACCCCAUCGUCAUCGACACAGCUCUGGAGCAGAUUCUGGGUGACGAUCCCGCCACGAACGAAGUCAACCUCAACAACAUUGAAGACAUCUCCCAGGAGACCUUGCUUCGUUUUGCCGAGGCCCUGUGCACAAACACUCACGUGCACAUGUUCAGUCUCGCCAACACCCACGCCGAUGACCGGGUCGCCUUUGCCAUCUCCAAGAUGCUCCGUGAAAACUGCUCCAUCAGAAACCUGAACAUCGAGUCCAACUUCGUGUCGGGUCAAGGCAUCCUGGCUCUGCUGGCGGCGCUGCAGCACAACAGGACGCUGGUGGAGCUUCGCUUCCACAACCAGCGGCACAUCUGCGGGGGUAAGGUGGAGAUGGAGAUGGUCCAGCUGCUGAGGGAGAACACCACUCUGCUCAAGCUCGGCUACCAGUUCGACCUCCCAGGUCCCAGGAUGACAGCGACUGGCAUCCUGACACGCAACCAGGACCAACAGCGACAGAGGAGGCUUCAACAGAAGAAGGAACAGAGUCCUCCAGAGGUAUCGGGGCAAGUUCCUGCUUCAACUGCAGAAAAAAGACCAUCAAAAAAGCUGCCGCAAUCUUCAAAGACUGUUGAAAAGCAGAACAGAAAUCCUCCUCCUCCUCCUCCUCCUCCUCCAUCCCAUGACCCGCCCACGAGGAAGAUCGCCGAAAUGGUCAAACAGCACGAAAGCUCAAACAGCACGAAGGGUCAGUCGAACCAGAGGAAACCAAGGUCAAAGAAGCUGAAGAACGGCGCCAACGAGAAGGAGAGCGCUGACAUUCUCAAAGACCUGAAGAACGGCUUGAAACCGUCGCUGCAGAAGAAACGAGAGGAACCGGCCCACCUGCCGCCGCCGCAGAGGUCGAGCCGCGACGACCUGAUGGCGGCGAUUCGCGGAAGCAGCAUCAGGUCCUUAAAAAGGGUGGAUCAGUCACAGACCUGAACCCCCCCCCCCCCCCCCCCC